Brassica napus (rape) is the source of this 1764-nucleotide messenger RNA. RefSeq lists its product as uncharacterized. The record is from RefSeq and is a predicted model, not a curated record. Bases 387 to 1640 code for a protein of 417 amino acids. The transcript has 4 exons. NCBI's taxonomy places the organism in Eukaryota, Viridiplantae, Streptophyta, Magnoliopsida, Brassicales, Brassicaceae.
CCAUCCUUGAUGUCCAAGGCAAGACGAAGGAUAACUUGAAGUCAAGACUGGAUUUGAUUGAUAUUUGUGCUCGUCCCGAACUUCAUGUUGAUGAGCACGGUAAAGGUCAUAUUCCCAUAUAUCGACUGGAUGCAACUGCAAAAGAAGAGUUUUUUUAUUGGAUAACACACAGUGUUAAAUUUCUAGACGGUUAUGCAUCAAGUUUGCGUAAUUGUGUUGACAAAAGUGACGGGAAGUUUACUGGCUUGAAGAGCCAUGAUUGUCAUGUAAUGAUGCAGCGCCUCCUUCCUUUUGCGUUUUCCGCACUAUUGCCACGAAAUGUCCACGAAGCAACGCAGGUACUUUAAAAUUUAACAUAGUUAAAUUAAUUGUCAUAUUAUUUUUUAAUGCUUAUAUAUAUAUAUAUGCUUAUGGAAUUUGUUUUCUUCGUGUAUGUAGGGAUAAGUGCUUUCUUCCAUGAUUUAUGCUCGAGAUCACUCACAUCAGAUGAUAUUUGCAAUUUGGAAGUUAAAAUACCGGUGAUCCUUUGCAACCUCGAGAAGAUAUUUCCUCCAUCUUUUUUUGAUGUUAUGGAGCAUCUUUCUAUUCAUCUUGCGAGAGAAGCGGCACUCGGUGGUCCCAUGCAGUACAGGUGGAUGUAUUUGUACGAACGGUUUAUGUUUCAUCUGAAGAAGAAGGUCAAGAAUUUAAGCAAGGUGGAGGGAUCAAUAGUGUCUCAGUGCAUCAAUGAGAAAACCUCAAACUUUGCUGAAUACUACUUUCCAUCAAAAGUUCGAACAAAAAGUCGAAGACCUGCAUGGCAUGAUGAUAGAGGUGAAAGGGCAACUUAUUAUGUUUAUGUGCCAAACAUGUUUACACAAAUUGGACGACGUAGUGGAAAGUCAACGGACCGGAUACUUACAGUGGCUGAGCAUGCUCAUUUGCACACAUAUUUGCUUACAAACUGCGAAGACAUUCUUGAAUAUGAGAGUAUUUACUUGGCAGAGAUGCGCUUAAAGUACCCGGAUGCGACCGAAGAACAACUCGAACAACUCAAGCAAAACAACUUUGCAACAUGGCUUUCUGAUUAUGUAAGCCAUUGUUUAGCUACUGGGCACCCACCUAAAGAUUGGUUACGUGAGAUAGUUUGUGGUCCAAAGUUUGUUGCGAAGUCAUAUCCGAGAUAUUGCACUCGAGGAUAUGCAUUCAGAGUUCUUAAGGAAAAUACUGUAAGGAGAACAGUUGAUUGUGGGGUUUCUUCGUCAUCCGGAGACGAUGUGUACUACGGUAACGUACGCGAGAUUUUGGAAAUUCAGUACCCGGGAAUGAUUGGCAUGAGAUGUAUUGUCUUCAACUGUGAGUGGUACGGCAACGUUUUUGGUCGCGGAGUAAGCACUGACGCAUUCGGUGUUACAUCUGUACAUUCGCGACGACGACUGGAUUUUUACGACCUAUUCAUUCUUGCUUCACAAGCUGACCAGGUUUGCUAUAUUCGUUAUCCGCGGAUUAAGCAAAGGAACGAUCCAAGAAGCCGAGUACAAGGAGUAUUUGAUCCACUACAACAACAAUUAACCGAAGAGGACGGUGAGAUUGGAGAGUUUGACGAAGACGAUUCAGAUUCAUCAUGUUCAUCAUCAGAUAAUUCCUCAGAUGCAGAGUAGAUACUCUUUUAUGAAUGUAUAUGCAAAUUACUUUUAAACAUUGUAGAUUUCUUCUAAAAACAAAUUAUGGGUUUGAAACGUUGUAUACUUUAAAAUUAAAAAAAUAAAUUAGAUUUGUUGAUUU